GGGCUGGGCACCCUGUGAGGAGCAGAAAAUGAAGUCCUCCAGGGUGAGACAAGUUUUCCAAGGAAAAGGCUGAGACAAGUUUGCUACAGGGUGCAGUAGCAGGGCAGAGACGGAGAGUGGGGGGAGGGAUGGAUUUGGGGGGAGCUGGAGGCAAUGGAUGUGAGAUUGAGCCCACCCAGUUCUGCCCACACGUCUGUCAAGCAAGGAUCCUUCUGCUGGGCCAGGCUCUGGGCAACGGAAGGGUCUCCUCCCCGGCUGAGAGAGGAGGGAUGGAAGAUGACAGCAGCAGGCCUUGGGAGGGGAGCCCGAGGCAGGGAAUGGAAAUGGCGCCUGGUCUCCCCAGGCAGAGUUCAUCAGGGUCCAGGAUCUGCCCUCUCUUGGCAUCGUCUAGCCAGGCCAUGGCUCAGGUAUCUGAUACCUGGGGCCCGGAGUCACAUGCCAGGAAACCCAAUACUCUUGGGUCCCAGCCCCCAACUUCCAGCAGCGAUGAGCAAGCAGAACUUCUGGAGAAGGAAGCGGGUCUCUAGAGCGGAGCAGCAGGGAGGCUACUUCCGGGAGGAGGGCAGCCCAGGAGAAGGCUCCCCCCCCACCAACAGAGUGCCAACUGGCCUUCUGGUGCCUACCUGGCCCGCCUGGCAGCCACCCAGAUCCUACUCCAUUCCAGGACUAUGCCAAUCGGCGGCCAUGCUCGCACCAGCCAGUCACCUCCUGUCCCUGUUGCUGGUGAUGGGCACAGGGGGUACCAUGCCCAGCCCCCAGGGACCUCCCCAGGGCUGCUACAUGGCAGAGGAAGCUGGUGAGCGGACAUUCCGCUGCAGCCAGGCAGGCCUGACUGCCGUGCCCACUGGCAUUCCCAACGACACCCGCAAGCUCUACCUGGAUGCCAACCGGCUAGCAUCGGUGCCAGCUGGUGCCUUCCAGCACCUGCCUAUUCUGGAGGAGCUGGAUCUGUCCCAUAAUGUCCUUGCCCACCUCUCAGGGGCUGCUUUCCAAGGCCUGGCGGGCACGCUGCGGCACCUCGACCUCUCUGCCAACCAGCUGGCUUCAGUGCCCGUGGAGGCCUUUGUGGGGCUGCAGAUCCAAGUGAACCUGUCUGCCAACCCGUGGCGCUGCGACUGUGCCCUCCAGGAGGUUCUCAGACAGGUGAGGCUGGCACCGGGCACUGGGACAGGCAUCGUGUGUGGCCCUGGAGCCCGACCAGACCUCGUGGGGCAGGAGUUUCUGCUGCUGGCAGGGGAGGAAGAGCUGUGUGGGACGGGGCGGGGCGGAGCCCGGCGGAGCACAGAUGUGGCCCUACUGGUCACCAUGGGGGGCUGGCUGGCGCUGGUGGUGGCUUACCUGGCCCACUAUGUGUGGCAGAAUCGGGACGAGACCCGACGUCCCCUCAAGAGGGCCCCCGUGCUGCCAGUGGUGCGCUCGGAGGACUCCUCCACCCUCAGCACAAUGGUCUGAUGACCAGGUCCACUCCUCUGGCCCUCACCCCACACUCUUUCCCCUGGGCUCUCUCUUGUCCUCUGACCUCUCUGCCUCCUCUGCAGCGCCAUCCCAUCCCCCAAAUUCUACUCCCCUCCCUCCUCUGUCUCUCAUACACUCCUCAUCACUCUUUCAGCCAACACCAUUAUUGGUGCCUGGAGUUUUGGGUGCCGACUUUGAGCCCAGAUUGUGCAAUACUCAAAGCUCCCGAGUGCACCGUGGGGGAGGUGGGGGGGGGGGGGACAACAGAACAGAGAAUGUAGGUGGCACGUGUAGGUGUCUACCCCACUUGGAGGUAGGGGCAGACAGCUGUGUGCGCACGGAGGAGGGAGCCUCUGCCUGGCUGAGCUGAUCUCAAAGGCUUCACUGUCUGGAGGUCUGAACUGACGCUUCCAGAAAGCUAAGGGCUUUGGGCGGAAGAGGGAGGACCCUACUGAGAGGGGGUGGACAGAGGCAAAGAAGAUGUAAAACAACGUGGAAUGUCUGGGCAGCACCAAGACCUACCUUGGAGCUGAAAUAGAGAUUGCAAAGGAGGGCAAGGAGAUGGAGGGACCAAGCUGGAGGUGAGGCCAGAAAGUUGGGGUGCAGUCAGAUUGAGAAGGACCCUGUGGGCUCCUCCUCUCUCUCACCUCUACUGAGAAGCUCCCCCCUCACUUCUGCCUCUCUCUCGGCCCCAGGCUCCUCUCCCUAGGUCCUCUUUGGGGGAACCCCUGGCUUAGGGCCCCCUGCUUCCUUUUCCAGAGACUCCCCAUCUUUCUGCUCUCUCCUUCAUAUAUUGAAGGGUUUCCUGAACUCUUUCCCUUGGGGGUGUAGUGGUCUCCGCUACGUCUGAGCUGGGGAUGGGUCCCUCACUGGAGAGCUGGGGGCAGGGUGGGGAGGAUUAGAAGGUUUCCCACACCCAGAACAUUACCCCAAGACAACUCAAUAAAGUCACUUUUAUUAAU
Messenger RNA from Myotis brandtii (Brandt's bat), 2417 nucleotides. RefSeq names its product leucine rich repeat containing 3C (gene LRRC3C). The record is from RefSeq and is a predicted model, not a curated record. The transcript has 4 exons. The coding region runs from base 154 to 1452 and encodes 432 amino acids. Gene Ontology annotation, molecular function: protein binding. Gene Ontology annotation, cellular component: plasma membrane. Lineage: Eukaryota; Metazoa; Chordata; Mammalia; Chiroptera; Vespertilionidae.